Messenger RNA from Coturnix japonica (Japanese quail), 1781 nucleotides. RefSeq names its product endonuclease, poly(U) specific (gene ENDOU). NCBI's taxonomy places the organism in Eukaryota, Metazoa, Chordata, Aves, Galliformes, Phasianidae. The record is from RefSeq and is a predicted model, not a curated record. Gene Ontology annotation, biological process: immune response. Gene Ontology annotation, molecular function: scavenger receptor activity; RNA endonuclease activity; polysaccharide binding.
CUCCCAGGGCUGUGGGCUGCAUGCAGGGCUCAUGGUGGGGCUCCCUUAGAAAGCACAGGAGAUGCAGCACCCAAAGGCACCUAUAUCUGCACUGACACCCCAUAGAGGCGAGGACCCCCCCCUCCCCCCCGAGGUGCUUUCCCUUUGCUCCACAACCAUCACCCUGGGGAAGUGCAGACAGAGGAAUGGAGCAAUCCCAGGAGCUGGAAUUACCAGCCCUCCUCCCACUCUGGGCAGGCUGUAAUUAGGACACACACGUAAUGAGCUCCGGUGAAGUUGGGGUGCAGCCUGCAUUGAGGUCCUGGGUUUCACCAGGCUCCUCCCUCAGCUCCAGGGACCCACAUAUAGCAGGGAGAGCUCAGCAGCACCCACAUCGCUGCCAGAGAGCUGAGAUGCUGCUGAGCACCGGGAUGAUGAAGGCCUUCAUCCUCUUCCUCGGGGUGGGAAUGACCUUGGGCUCCCUAUACACGGACCCCGACUCCUGCAGGGGACGCUGUGAUGAACCCUACAGCCAUGAGGAUGAAUGUCACUGCGACGCCGACUGCAGGAGCCGCAACAGCUGCUGUAGGGAUUACCCAGAGCACUGCAGGGAGGGUGAGGAAACAACGCAUAGACACACUGCAGAGCACUUCUCCCACAGCCACGAUGCCAUCAGCGACAAGGAGCUGCUCCACGUCUCCGAGCAGCUCUAUGGGGCGGAUUACAACAAGGCUCAACCCAAUGACAUCAACAUUAACCCACAACACCGGGCUGACCCCGACCAAACAGGGCUCCAGGAGGAUCUCUCCCCCGAGCCGCUCUAUGCAUACGUCAAUGAGAAGCUCUUCUCCAAACCCACCUAUGCCAGCUUCAUCCGUUUGCUGGACAACUACCAGAGGGCAACGGGACAUGAGGAGGAGGUGACAGCCGAGGAGCUGCAGGAGCAGAACAUCUUCCUCCAGGAGGUGAUGAAGACGGAGCUCAUGAAGAAACUUUAUGCUUUCCUCCAUAAGAAAAAUCGUUAUGGAUCCGAGGAGGAAUUCCUGCAGGAUCUGAAGGAGAUGUGGUUUGGGCUCUACUCCCGAGGUGAUGGAGAGAAGGAUUCCAGUGGCUUCGAGCACGUCUUCUCAGGGGAGGUUAAAAAGGGGAAAGUGAGUGGGUUUCACAACUGGAUUCGCUUCUACCUCCUGGAAAAGCAAGGACUGGUCAACUACUACAGCCAUAACUUUGAUGGGCCGUGGGACACCUACCCUGAUGUACUGGGGCUGCAGUUCAGCUGGGAUGGCUUCUACAAGGAGGUGGGCUCUGCAUUCAUCGGCUGCAGCCCGGAGUUUGAAUUUGGCAUCUAUACAUUGUGCUUCAUUGCCCGACCUGGAAGGGAAUGUCACCUGAGCUUGGGUGGCCACGGUGUCAGCAUCCAGACCUACACAUGGACCAAAUCUACCUAUGGCCACGGCAAGAAAUACAUCGCCACGGCUUAUAUCAUCUCACCCUGAGCCCAUCCACAUCCCAGGCCAGGAGGAAUGGGGUGGCAGCAGCCCCUCUGCUCCGGGGCCAUGGGCUGCCCCACAUCAUGGACCCACUGUGUAGGGCAGUGCUGGUCCUGCCCUGGGAGGCAGAUGGCCACAGUGUGGAGCAGGGCAGCCCAUAUGGAGGCUGUGGGGUAGGACGGAGGUGGCAGCCCCAUUGCCAUCAAGUGGAGGCAUUGCGUGCUCGUAACAUGAAAGCCAGGGGGGGCUGUGUGGGAUUUGCAGUGGACAACAGCAACCUUGAGUGGAAUAAAUAGUGAUGCUGGAAGGAAA